CAAAAUUACAGGUUUCUGUAUUAGUGACCGUCGAAAAUAACCUCUGAAAAGCCGAUACAAUCCCACAUUGAGAAACUAAUAAAAAAAUUGGAAUUGGUUCAAAUCGCUACUGAAAGUUAUUUCAGGAUUUGUAAUAAUGUCUCUUGCCAUUACAGAAUGUGGAGAUUUCAGUGCCUUUCAAGAAGCGGUUAAAAAUAUGCGGAAAAUAGAUGAUCUCAUAAUAAGUACGUUAAAUACGGCAAUACCGACUGAUUCUUUUCAUCCUGAUGGAGAGUCGGCUUGUAAAGACUUGCACAAGAAACUGGAGGAAGGGAAUAGUCAGAGAACUAAUGUUAUAAAAAAUUGUAUAACUGUGACUGCUAAUAGAGUAAAAGAACUGAGGGAAAAACGUGAUACUAAUGCCGAAGAUAUUUCAUUAUCAAAAGCUUUAAGAUCAGAACAAACAAAAUUGAGAAUGUUACAAGUGGAGCUAACUGUUGAAGAUCUGGUCCAACAAAGAACUGCGAAAGUCUUCCAUGAAAAAUGUAGGAAAUAUUACAAGCCCCUCUAGUGGGGCACACGCCAAGUAGUGGGGACUUUUUACCAAGUUAUAGCUGUUUUAUACACUUCUUAUUACGUACAAAAAUUUAGAAACAAA
Tribolium castaneum (red flour beetle) is the source of this 637-nucleotide messenger RNA. It is a transcript of the gene Ccdc58, whose product is annotated as Coiled-coil domain-containing 58. The record is from RefSeq and is a predicted model, not a curated record. NCBI's taxonomy places the organism in Eukaryota, Metazoa, Arthropoda, Insecta, Coleoptera, Tenebrionidae. Gene Ontology annotation, cellular component: mitochondrion; mitochondrial intermembrane space. The transcript is spliced from 3 exons. The coding region runs from base 137 to 550 and encodes 137 amino acids.